AGGAAAUUCUGAGCAGUGUGCGGGCACACAGAGAAGAGAGUAGAGCUCCCUUGGAGCUUGUGGUUUGGAUGAUGACCCAAAACAAUGGAUAGAUAUGACUAUAUGGGAGACUUUGAAGGCAUUAGAGCACUGGAGCAACUGUUAAACGAUGAAGGAGAGGUGGCAGUAAAGGAGGCAGAUGGCUUACAGCCCAGGCAGGACAACGUCACUGUGCUGCCUUUGCAGCUUCCUGGACCGUCCAUUUGGGCAACUGACUCUUACAACAACCACGAGAACACAGGGUCCCCUCAAGCUUCUCUUCAUUUCCAAGAAUUCCAAGAUCUUAUCAAAACCUCCCCAGACAAUUCACCCACUGAUAUAUACGACUUUAACUUUUUGUUGUCAGAUGUGAAUAAAGACAACCAUGAAGACGAUACCCAAAAAACUGUCUCAAGCUACAGCCCCUCCCAGUUUGAUUGCCUGAGCUUGAUGCAGGAUAAUAUGAUGUGUAAAGCAACCGACUCCUACCAGACAACACAAGUAGGAAGGAUCCAGGCAGAGGAAGGAAGGAGCAACAAAUGGAAAACUAUCCGAAAACCAUCUUUAGAGAAAAGAAUGCCAGUUCGGAGAGCACCUCAAGUCAACCCAGAUCCAGUGCCCGAGAGAAAAAGAACAGCUCCUAUUAACCCUGCAUACACAAUUCGAAAGUCAAGAAAUGCUAGCAGUGUCCACCUGAGGCCGUACAGGGACAGGGUGAUUCACUUGCUGGCGCUGAAGGACUAUAAGAAACCCGAACUACUCACUCGACUGCAGAAAGACGGCAUUACCAAAAAUGACAAGAACUCCCUUGGGGAAAUUCUGCACCAAGUAGCCAAUCUAAAUACUCAGAAUUUCUCAUAUACCUUAAAGGAUUACGUCUUUAAGGAGCUCCAGAAAGAUUGGCCAGGGUAUAACGAAGUAGAGAGGCAGUCACUGGAGUUGGUGCUUUCCAGAAAAGUAGAUGCAUUACAGAAUGCAACGGGUACCAAUUCUACAGAAUCUUCUGUAGGUUGUGGUAGAGAUGGAACAUCUCGGGAACAACUUUCUAAUGCAGCUAUUAAUUUGUCGAGGAGAAAAGUUAGAAUAUCUCGCCUCACAACCGGAAUACAGUCAACACCGAAUGGCUGUGUGAUGAACACCAGUGCAAAAUCUGCUUUAGGGCUCUCGGGACGUUCUGAGGCGACUGCCUCUCCCAUCCGUCCUCCGCUGCCCACAACCCACCCUCCCUCUUCACAGCCUCCUCAGCCUGCACGUUCCGGCAGCAAUUCCUGGGGCAACGCAGAAAGACCUGAGACUCUAGGUCCCCGUGUUCCCAGCUUUAGUGAAAAUACAAACAUCUCAGGGAGCCCGGGGGCUAAACAUCCUCCCUUGAAAACAGUACCCUCUGUCUCAAUUCAAAUGACAUACCCAGAGCCUAUGGAGACAGAACUUUUGAUGUCUGAUAAGAAGUCUGAAUAUACGUUUACUGAACGUGAAGCAAAGGACCAAGAGUACGACAUUGACAUGAUGGGGAGACAGGAGACAGAUCGGGAAAGACAAGGUGAAGGUGCAAAGCCAGACUCCAAACAAGAAGUUAAAGAGGUGUGCACUGCUCCCGGGAAGACUAGUGCAGCAUCCGGGCUCCCAGGUUCUCUGGCAAACUAUGUCCCAAUAGUUUCCUCCGAGCAGCGUCAGCAGUAUGAGCAGGAGUUUAGAGUAGAAUAUGAUGAGUAUCAGGGCUUGUAUGCCAAGAUGCUGACUUUAUCUAGAGUAUUUAUUAACCUAGAUUCAAAGAGGAAGCACCUUUCUCCAGACUCAAAAGAAUAUCAAGAUAUUAAUAAGAAAAUCUCUCUAGAAUAUCAGAAGAUGAAGCAGAUUAAUCCCAAUUAUUAUGCAGAAAAACAUAGAUGCCAGUAUCUUUAUAACAAGCUGGUUCACAUUAAAAGAUUAAUAAAUGAUUAUGACCAGCAGCAUGUAAAAUCAUAGCAAUGGAACAGAGCUAGGAUCAGAAUAAAUACAUAUA
Molecule: messenger RNA, 2020 nt
Organism: Lontra canadensis (Northern American river otter)
Lineage: Eukaryota; Metazoa; Chordata; Mammalia; Carnivora; Mustelidae
Product: RNA polymerase II elongation factor ELL2-like
Exons: 2
Coding region: 85-1983 (632 amino acids)
Biological process (GO): positive regulation of transcription elongation by RNA polymerase II; snRNA transcription by RNA polymerase II; transcription elongation by RNA polymerase II
Cellular component (GO): transcription elongation factor complex
Molecular function (GO): cis-regulatory region sequence-specific DNA binding
Source: RefSeq, a predicted model, not a curated record